AUGACGAAAGCCCAGCCACUAUUUAGUAGGAUUGCUAUUGUAGGCGGCGGUCCAGCAGGACUUGCUGCCGCCAAGGCGCUUGCUAUGGAGCCAGUUGAAUUCGCAGCAAUCGAUGUGUUUGAGAGAAGAGACCACAUAGGUGGGUUGUGGUAUCACAAUGGAAACAAGUCAUUGAUUCAUCCUCAUGUGCCUAGUACGGAUCCCCUAGCCGGCGAGAUUGCUGAUAAGAAUGCCACAACCUCAGAUUUGUAUUUUUCGGCAAUAUACAAGUUUAUGGAAACAAAUAUCAGCCACUCAUUGAUGCUGUACCGUGAUGACCCCUUCCCUAAAGGAACAUUUACUUUUCCGGAGAGGAGCAAGGUUUGGAAGUACAUUGAGGAUUAUGCCGCAACUAUCCCCCAUGAAAUGGUCAACAUACUGAAAAACUCUAAUGUUACUCGUGUCGAAAAAGUGAAUAAAGUUUGGGAGGUUGAUGUUGAGAUUGAUGACAAGUCACUGUCUUGCUUAGAAUAUGAUGCUGUGAUUAUCGCUAAUGGCCAUUUCAACACCCCGUUCAUCCCAAAUGUUGAAGGAUUGUCUGAGUGGAAUGAAAAUAUCCCCCAUUCCAUCCUCCAUUCAAAGUAUUUUGAGUCACCAAAUACUUAUAGAGGAAAAACAGUGUUGGUGAUUGGAAAUGCAGCUAGUGGUGUUGACAUCUCGACCCAGCUUAGCACUGUUGCGCAACAAGUUUACGUUUCAGUACGUGAUUUAGACAACAUUGGAUUUCAAAAUGAUUUGAUCCAGUACAUUGAUUUGAUAGAGAGAUAUGACUGGAAACAAAAAUCUGUUGUAACAAAGUCCGGAGAUACACACGACAACAUUGAUGUUGUGAUUUUUUGCACUGGUUAUUUGUACAGUAUGCCAUUUUUGCAAAGUGAUGUUAUAAAAGAAGGAACUCAAGUUUACGAUUUAUACAAGCAAAUUUUCAAUAUUUAUGAUCCGUCACUCACAUUUGUUGCUUUGCUAAAGAAUAUCAUUCCUAUGCCUUUGUCGGAGUCGCAAUCGGCAUUGAUUGCCAGAUAUUAUAGUGGAAGGUACGAGCUUCCCAGCGUGGACGAGAGGCAAAAGUCGUAUGAGAAAGAUUUGGCUGAAAAGGGAAGUGGGUCCAAGUUCCAUUUGUAUGGGUACCCUCUAGAUGUGGAGUAUUAUCGACACUUGCAAGAGUUGAUUGAUAAGCAGGGGUUGCGAACUCCUGGACUAGUUGCACCUAUUUGGGAUAAGGAAUUGACGUACGAACGUCUGGUAUCUGGAGAAUUGAAGGGCAAAAGGUUACAACAACUCGUGGAUCAUGUUAAGAAGUUGAGAUCAGAGGGGAAAGAUUUCGAAUUACCGCAAUAG
This is a messenger RNA of Lodderomyces theae, 1377 nucleotides long. RefSeq names its product N,N-dimethylaniline monooxygenase. Gene Ontology annotation, molecular function: NADP binding; N,N-dimethylaniline monooxygenase activity; flavin adenine dinucleotide binding. The transcript has a single exon. Lineage: Eukaryota; Fungi; Ascomycota; Pichiomycetes; Serinales; Debaryomycetaceae. The coding region runs from base 1 to 1377 and encodes 458 amino acids. The record is from RefSeq and is a predicted model, not a curated record.